Molecule: messenger RNA, 3505 nt
Organism: Coffea arabica (coffee)
Lineage: Eukaryota; Viridiplantae; Streptophyta; Magnoliopsida; Gentianales; Rubiaceae
Product: probable disease resistance RPP8-like protein 2
Biological process (GO): defense response to other organism
Molecular function (GO): ADP binding
Source: RefSeq, a predicted model, not a curated record
GUGGGGCGCGACAACUACAAGCCAUAUAUUUCGCCAAUAUUAGUGUGGGGUAUUAAUGAGGUCAGUUUUCCAUUCUGCUCCAAAAAGAGAAAGCAGAGGUAAAUGACGGAAAAUUGACUUGGGAAGAGACGUACUAUUUUGUUCUUUUUCCACCUAUAAAAGUGUCUUGGCCGGUUAUGGCCUACCAAGACUUUACUAUAGUAUGCAAAACCGCGGACCUGUAAGUGGAAACUGCUUAUCAAAUCCGCGUAUCAAAACAAUUCCGCCUUCCAUUCCACCAUGUGAAUCGAACUGCUUUGUUUUUUACUAAAAUAAUUGCUCUUGGACAAGUCAAUGAAGAAUUAAGGAUAAAACUGGAAGAGAAAAUGAACCACGAGAAUCCUACCUCUCUUCUGAGAUCAGUUAAAACAACAGCUUGUUGAAAGCAAAGCUCGCUUCCGGCUUAACCAAUAUGGCUGACCCUGUUAUCUCUUUUGUAAUUGAGAGAACUGGCGAUCUGCUGAUUCAAAAAAUUGUUUUCCUGAAAGAUGUUCGACAACAAGUUGAAAGACUCCAAAAUGAUCUGGUCCGGAUGCGGUGUUUCCUGAAAGAUGCAGAUCAGAGGCAAGAUGAAGAUGAGAGGAUCCGCAACUGGGUUUCUGAAAUCAGAGCUGCGGCGUACGAUGCGGAGGAUAUCAUUGAGAUCUUUGCCAGCAAAGUUGAGUUCUUCACAAAGAACAAGGGACUCGUCACCAAAUUGACGUAUUAUCCCUUGAAAAUUGUGAACCUCUUCAAGAUUGGUAAAGAGAUUGAGUCCUUACAGAUGAGGAUCAAUGACAUAGCUGAUAGCCGUGAAAAAUACGAUAUCAAAAAUCUUGGAGAGGGAACGAGUACACAUGGAGAAGAGCUUCGACGGCUCCGACGGUCCUCUCCUUUCAACGAGGACAGGGAUAUAGUGGGCUUCGAGGAGAAAACAAAAUCGCUGGUGGCAGAACUUUUGAAAGAGGACAAAAGCAGCCGUGUGGUUUCAAUCGUCGGCAUGGGAGGUGCUGGUAAGACAACUCUAGCCAAAAAGGUCUAUAACCAUGCUGAUGUCAGGGAGAGAUUCAACUGUCGUGCUUGGGUAUGCGUCUCUUCAAGCUAUGAUCACAAAAAGAUACUGAGAUCAAUCAUAAAGCAAUUAAAUCCAAAGGAUGACAAGCUAUCUGAAAUGUUGGAAAAGAUGGAAGAGGAAGAGUUGGAAGGAAGGCUCUAUCAAGAUCUACAAAACAAAUGUUGUCUUGUGGUACUUGAUGAUGUAUGGAAGGAAGUAGCGUGGGAUUGUCUAUCCAGGAGGGCCUUUCCCGAUGUUGGCACAUCAAGUAGAUUGCUGCUUACAACUCGCAAUCAGGAAGUUGCCGUACACGCAGAUGCUCUUAGCAAACCACAUGAGCUGAAAACUUUGGGGGAAGAGGAUAGCUGGCAUUUGUUCCUCAAAAAGGCCUUAGGCCACGGAGCUAAUGCUGGGUGUCCUCCAGAUUUGGAAGAAGUAGGCAGGAAAAUUGUGGGGCGAUGUGCCGGUCUACCACUGGCCAUAACGGUUAUAGGUGGCUUGCUACUAGGCAAGAAUAAGUCGAAGACCGAAUGGGAGGAAGUUCUCAACAACUUUAGCGCACACCUAUCAUGGAGCCGGAGCGAAGCAGGGAAAAUUAGUGAAGCAAGGGCAAUUCUGGAAUUAAGUUAUGCAGACCUCCCUGCCAAUCUGAAAUUUCGCUUUUUGUAUUUGGGUUUGUUUCCCGAAGACUCCGUGAUUUCUGUGCGCAAGUUGAUCCAUCUGUGGGUUGCUGAGGGAAUAAUGCAGAAAAGAGAUGCAAAAAAUCUGGAGGAAACUGCAGCAUAUGAAGAUGUGGAGCGACUUUGUAGCAGAAAUAUUGUCCAAGUGGCGGAAAUGACGGUUGAUAAGAGGAUUAAAAGCUGCAGAGUCCAUGAUUUACUGCGAGAGCUUGCAAUCAGAAAGGCAGAGGAUGAAAUUUUUUUUCAGAUCCAUGGCACUAGAGAUGAUCAAAUAUCAGCCAAAUCCAGGUACCUUGCUGUUCAUAGUCUCCCUCUGGAUGAAAAUUAUUUUGGGUCUUCGACCCCUCCUCUCCGGUCUCUACUUGUUUUCAAUAUCCGCAGUUUCGGGAAAAACUUUAGUCUUAGCUUCAAAAGUUUCAAAAAGCUCAGGAUACUAGACCUUGAGAAUGCUGGGAUGGGUUAUAAUUUGCCAAAAGGAAUUGGUGAAGUCAGGCUUCUAAGGUACCUCAAUUUAAGAGACACACACAUUAGAAGGCUCCCUCAUUCCGUCGGUUGCUUGCGAUACCUACAAACUCUUGACAUACGGGGCUUUGAUAGGACAGUGAAAGUUUCAAAUUUCAUUUGGAAGCUUGAAAGUUUACGGCAUCUAUAUGCGUAUAAAUUGGAAUGUGAUGUGCCUCUUAAGAUUGAAGGAUUGAGGAAUCUCCAGACUCUGUCAGGCAUACGCUUUGAGGACGUUAUGCACAAUGACAUGAUAACUUUGACAAGUCUUCAGAAACUGGGGAUUGUAGUGGAUGGCAGGUCAGAGAUAGACAAACUCUGCAUGCAUUUAUCUGAGGUUGGAAGCCUAAAGACGCUAAGUCUUUACCGUACUAUAGAAAGCGUGUUGCCACAAUCUCUAGCUGGACUUUCUAAGCUCCAUCAUGUAACAGAUCUUAAGCUAUCCAGGCUGGAUUUGCUGUCUCCUGAUUUCCCUCCAAAUCUCUCUCGCUUGUCUUUGAGUUCCACGUAUCUCACGGAUGACCCAAUGCCAGUGCUAGAGAAGUUGGGACAGCUGUCGUUCCUCAAACUGGAAUCUACAUAUGGGGGAACACGGCAUAUGGUCAUUUCUAGGCAUGGGUUUCAGCAAUUGAAAUUCCUUGAGCUCAGCCGCCUACAUGAUUUGGAGGAAAUAAAGGUGGGGGAAGGUGCAUUGCCACAGCUCCAGUGCCUGAGAAUCAGGAACUGCAACAGAUUACGGAAGUUGCCGGAAGAGCUGAAGCACAUAUCUACUCUUGAUACGCUUGAGCUUGUGGACAUGCCAGAAUAUUUCAUCAGUGGGCUUGAUGCGGACCUGGUGUCCAGUGUCCCUAACCUCAGAAUAUUUGACUCGCCGGGUCAGGACGAGUUGAACCGCCGAGUCGAAGCAUUCAUCAAGAAAUUCAAUGAAGAAAUGAGGCUGCAGAGGCAGGAGUCGUUGAACCAGUACAUGGAAAUGAUCAACCGUGGGGCCAAUUAAAUUUGAUACUACUAAUUUUAGGAUUUUCUUUUUAGCAAAGAAAAAAUUGACACAAAAACCCAAAAAAAAAAAAGGAAAAGUUGUGUAUAGAAGUUUUUGAUUGACUUGUUAAAAUGGUGGGAGUUCUGUGAUGUUUUUCCAUAUCUAAUUGGUAUAGGGAUAUAAGACGGGCCAAUUACAUAUACGACCAAAAAGUUAUGUACAUGAACGUGCAAAGUUUUUUUGUUAUUUAUGUUUUACACCUAUGUCUUAAAG